AUGGCAGUGCGAAUCGUAUCAAUUAUUGAUCAGAUCGGUCAAAGUUUAAAUCAAAAUACCGCUGCAGCAGCAUUAUUUGUCGAUUUUAAAGCGGCGUUUAAUCAACUAUGGUACAAAGGUUUAUGGCUCAAACUUCGUGGGCUGGGCUGUCCUUUGCACCUACUGGCUAGGUUACGUUCUUAUCUAAAGAAUCGAACUGCUUAUAUUGAGAUCAAAGAAGCUGAUCUGACGGUACCAGCUCAUGAAAGUGUUUCACUAAAAAAUGGCGAAAAUGCCCACAAUAGGACGAUUCUGCUGGGAAAUGAGAUUUCCACAGGUCAAGAAGGCCACCCUGCCAUUGCUUUAAAAUUUUUUAAACGUGAUAUUCGUUACCAGGAGGCCGAGUUGUACUAG
Didymodactylos carnosus is the source of this 393-nucleotide messenger RNA. The record is from the annotation of a GenBank genome assembly. Lineage: Eukaryota; Metazoa; Rotifera; Eurotatoria; Philodinida; Philodinidae.